Molecule: messenger RNA, 7455 nt
Organism: Schizosaccharomyces japonicus yFS275
Lineage: Eukaryota; Fungi; Ascomycota; Schizosaccharomycetes; Schizosaccharomycetales; Schizosaccharomycetaceae
Product: CtIP-like endonuclease
Exons: 2
Coding region: 527-1300 (257 amino acids)
Biological process (GO): mitotic DNA replication checkpoint signaling; stalled replication fork localization to nuclear periphery; DNA double-strand break processing
Cellular component (GO): nucleus; site of double-strand break
Molecular function (GO): identical protein binding; Y-form DNA binding; single-stranded DNA binding
Source: RefSeq, a predicted model, not a curated record
CGUUUCCCAACAACUUGUAAAUUGUGUUAAGGAAACGAAUUGCUCGGUGUUUGGCGAUUUUAACAGAUAGAAUUGCAGAAUCCAAAUCCCAAUUUUGCUCAUCUUUUGAUAUAUAUCUUUCUUUCUGUCGUUCUUUUAUAAUUUGUUAUUUAAAAUUAAACGCACUCGAAGUUUUGAGGAUUCCUCAAGCGUUGCAGAGCCAAUUGCACCGAAAAAACAGAAGAUCACAGUAUCUGGCCCAGAAAACAAGACCACGUUACGCGAAUGGAAAAAUCCGUAUAACUCAGUCCUGGCUCAGCUUCAUUCAGUACGUGAAGAACGGUUGGAACAAGUUACCUCAAACGAAGAGGCUUUUGUAAGCAAAACGUACGAAAAAUCAAACCAAUUGCUGCGUGAAGUCUUCCUUUCACGACAUCGGUAGCGCUACAUCUUCGUUUUUCUAGGAUACCUUUGAAACAAUCUUUUAUAUCACCAUUCGUACUUGUUGGAGCAGUAACCUUGCUUUGUUGUGCGGAUACGGUGUAUUAUGAAACCGAACAGCUUUGACUGGAAACAACUGUGUGCUCAAUUCGGUGACUAUGUCGAGAGUUUGCAUCGCGAGAUUUCAUCACUAAAGACAGCACUUGCAUUCGAGACAGAGCUACGUAAGAGUUUGGAAGAGGAGAUUAACAAAGCAAAGGCUGAGCGAAGGCUUACAGGUGCGGAUACAAAGUCUAAUGCUGCUGAAGAUACUGAAGAAGAGGACGUAAGUACCACUGAGGAGGAAGAAGAGGAGGAUGAGAAUGAUAAAGCAGAUAAUAUUCCUCUUUCUCGGGUGGCUUCUUCCGUUUCUUCUGGCUCUGUCGCACGGAUUUCGGCAAAAACUAUGCCUAAUAGUGAUGAUUCUGAGACUUCCAUGGAUGAAAAUGCACCCUUAAGCUCGAUUCAUCGUACAGCGACGCCAAUUACACCUCGUCAGACGUCAAAAACCGUUGAUAAUAGUGUAUUGGCCAGUGACUCGGAUUCGGAUUCUGAAGGUGAAAAGAAGUUGCAAGCUCGCUCGCUUGAGGAAAUGAUUCUUCUCCGUGAAACACAGAUUCCUCUUACACCGGUAGCCGCUAAUAAGACGAACAAGCACUUACCCCAACCGCGGAAAGCUCGACAACAACAACCGUCAAAGCCUAUCAUUGAGGAUGAUGAUGGCACAACGAUUCGGGGUCACAAACGCAAAACACUCCCUGCGUUUGAUUGCCCAGAUUGUGAAAAGUUUACAAUUACACGGGCCUGUCAAAUUGCCUUCUGGAGCGCCGAAAUGGAAUGACGAGAAUAGUCCUCUAAAGAACAACAAUCAUAUCUGUCAAAAAAGUGCUCCUCAGCAAUUACUUCAGCGCGUUGGUCGCCAUCGUCGACGCGUUCCAAGGACUGUCCCAAAUUCAUUUUGGGAGAGUGACUUUGUCGACUAGCCGAGAGUUGCAAACCCCACGUAUUCCCUUUCAUCCAUCUGUUCACACAUACCAAUGUUUUCCAUUUCUAUGUUGGUUGCCCCUCCCAUUUCCUUCUCAUUGUUAAUGAUCAUAUUCUAUGCAUUUUUCAUUCUUUAAGUCCGUGAAUCAAACUUAUUAUGGUAAACAUUGCAUGAGUGCGUGAAAGCUCUUUUAAACUAUACAAACACAUCUAUUGGUUUCUGGGUUUCAAAUGAAUAUUUCGUGUUGUUCAAUGUCAUGAAAUAAUCCUUUAACAAGUAUCCCGCUUUUGAGCACACGGCUCGUGAAUUAAAUCAUUGUCAUUCAUUAGCUAUGUCAUUGUCUUGGUCCUAAGAAAGGCAUGCAUCCUAACUUAAAUCAUAAACGAAAGCAAUGGAAACGACAGGGCAUUGAUGGGUUCGUGGGCCUAUCGUUUUACUUCUUGUCUUUUUCGCGCGGAGAGAAAAGACCGCCCGAAACAGCACCGCGCCCCUUGUAAUUUUCGCUACCAGCGCCGCUAAUUGGGUUGAUUUUGUUUUCCUUCAUGUAUUCAUUCGACUUUUCUUGCCAUUCUUUUGUCAUCGUACGGGGAGUCGGUGAUGCUUGACUACGAGCAAGUGCAAACAACAAUAGGCCAGCCACGAUACCACCCAUGGUGCCGAAGAAUACUGUUUUCUGGUUUAUAGGACGUUGCUCCCUGGGACCAUAGUUACCAAAGGCGAUCCAGUAGGCGGCUCGUUUCUCUUCAAGUGUUAGGUCAUCCCAAGGCUUCUUCUGGCGUUCCUCCAAGUCAGCAAUGAUAGAAUCCUGUUCAUCUUUGGGCAUCUUUGACCAACGUUUUUCGAUAUCAACAAUACGGGGACGAGCAAUGACACCUCCAGCAAGAAUCUCAGGUGAGGUUGUUUGUUUCUCCUUAACUCCGAAUGCAGCUAAGUUGGAUGCAAAACGCGUCCGUCCAUUCUGCGUUUCUUUCAGCAACUGACUUAGCGCUCUCUUUCCAAAUAGUCUGUACAUUUUGUAACUUCAAUUGUUCUUGCAAUAGUUGAAGGUUCAAAUUUUCGCACUGUCUACAAUGGUUUUCCCUUCCUAUAUUUCUGUUACCAGCGUCACGUAGUCACUGAGCCGUUUGUUUAGCUCAAUCCUAAAUCGCUUGGCCGUACCCACCAUACUUACAACCCACCCCCACCAUGAUUGCUCGCUUUAUGAAUUAAGCGUAAAAAGGUGCGGAAUUAGCGACGCUAACUUCUCCUCUCUCGUUCACCGAAUAAAGAGCCGAUUUCAUUUUUGGGACGAUAACACUAAGUCAAAUUCGGUCCUCGGCGCGACAUUUGGUUUGGCUGAUGAAAAUGAAACAAGUCAAUUCGACCGAUACAACGCUCAUGACACCUUAUACGGCUCUUGGGACAAGCUCUCUCAUCUUAAGAAAAUUGUCCCGUAUAAGCAGAUGGGAAAUUAUCAUUAAAAGACUAACAUAAUGGUACAUCGCACGACAAUAACCUUGCAAAUAUGUUCCAUGUUUUCAGCAUACACCAACGGUGACAAAGCAAAGAGGUGUGUGCAGACACAAAUAACAGAAGCUUGUUCUUAACGGCGGCUUGACUCGUGCUCAAAGAUCAAUACGAGGAUUUUUAGGAUCAAAAGGUUCAAUCUGGAUGGUGCAGGAAUUCACCGAUUCGGGAAUGCCAAACUCAAUGAAGCAGCGUUGGAUUUCACUGACCAGGUGCUUGUAAGAAACAAAAUCAUCUUCCUUGUAGCAAGCAAGAACGUGAAGUGUGCCAACAUAGCGCGAAUCAGAAAGCUGCCACACAUGGAGUUCGUGAAUUGAGUGUACCUCUGGAAUGGAGUCGAUGUGCUUGCGCAAUUCGUCGAUGCGGAUGCUUCGGGGAGCAACUUGGAGCAGAAUUAAUGCGGCAGACUUGCAAAGAGGAUAGGCCGUCGACAAGAUAAUACAGAUGAGGAAAAUGGUGAUAAAGGGAUCAAACAUGUAGCGCCACGAAUAAUGCGUGAACUUGAUGAGAGCGGCGGCAAGCACAACGGAGAUGUUUCCAAGGGCAUCACCAAGCGCAUUGAGGAACACACUGUGCAUGUUCAAGUUCUUUUGCUUCUUCGGCUGCUCAACCACUCCAGAGUUGCUAGAAGGGGAAAGACCGGCCUCGAGGUCACGAGGAUUGUUCGUUGCUGAGUAGGAUGGAAUAAGCUUUUGAUCAUUUACAGAAGCAGCCGUGGUAGACGUGGGCUCUGUAUACCGACCAGCAGUGCUAGCAGAAGCUUUGUCCAUAAGUGGUGUCCGCUCAGACAUGGGCGAGCGUCCAAGAUACGAAGCCUGGCUCGCAGUCCGUGCAUGGUAAUAGUCCUGAACCACACGGGAUGGCAAGAUGGAAGCAAUGUUUUCCUCGGGCAGCUCAGGCUCCGUAAGACCAUUUCCACUGGAAGGCGUCUCUGGGCGAUCGAACUCGGUAGCAAUAUCGUGUGAGUGAGAGGCGUCAUGGAAGAGGAAGAUGCCGAUGAUGUUGGUAAAAAGACCAAGCAUACCAAUGCCCAUCAUAAUUUCGGGGUUCGAGACAGACGACGGGUUAAGGAAACGUUGCAAGGCCUCAAUGAAAAUGGACAAACACAGAGACACAAGCAACACACCGUUCACCAAGGCACCCACAAUUUCAGCACGUUGCCAACCGUAAGUAUACUCGGCCUUGUAAUGGCGACGUUUCGCCAAACGAAUGGCCCACAAACUAAUGAUGAGACUGAGAAUAUCGUUUAGCAUGUGGAACGAAUCAGCAAUUAAAGCCAAAGAGCCAAUGGUGUAUCCACCGAUAAGCUCAAUAAGGAAAAAGACCACAUCGAUUCCGAGGAAGAUGGAAAUUCUUGCUGUUCUCGAGAUCUUCAUUGAAAACAAGACGGGAAAAUUAAAAAGAAUAAAAAAGAAAAAGAGAAACGAAAGGAUAACGAUGAUUGGGAAAUGAAACGAAAGCGAAUGGACCAGGAACAAACGGUCAAUUAAGUUGUUGCAACACAAAAAUUGGUUCAACAGCUAGGUGAAAAGCAGAAACAGUUGAGUUGUUUAUAACACUCAAUUUAACGAUGGAAAUGUCAACAAACUGUGACGAUUGUGUGUGUUUGUUUACGGACAAUGAAGUCUGAUGAACUCAGGAUUAAGGAGCAAUUUGAGCCUUUUUUACGAAGGACAGAACUUUUUGUUCUCCAACUUCUUUUCGCUGAAAUCCUUUUGCUUUUUUCUUCUGCAAGUGCCUUGCGAAAUGCUUCUCACAGUUUGAUUGUUGUGUGUUAACAAAAGUGUGCAGACAAUGCUUGUGGAAAGAGUGCGACGUGGAUGUGUGUGUGCUCUGGAAAAAAGUGCUGCAAAGCUUGGUCAUUUAUACCGUUGGGUGCUUCAUCUGAUAAUCUUUUUGUUUUUUUGCACUUCAGGAUUGUAGGCCCGCAGCCUACUUUGGGCCACCAAGACGCGUGUUCUGUGCGACGACAUCCCGACCGAGAUUUUUCGCAACCAAGCAGGGCGCUAAAAAAACGCCAACGGUUUUCCUCGCUCUUACGAGUGCGCAAAUGGCAUUGAUUCUGAUUUGCUAAACCGCAACUUUUUAACGGCUUUUUGCUACGUUGACUUGUUCAAUUGCGCUUUUUGUUGUCGAAUUGUCUCUGAUCUGAUAGGCUGCAGCAUUGUAAGCGUAUCUUAGCGAAUGGCGUUCGAUCUAAAGGUGACCAUUCCCCCCUAAACCCUUAGGGGAUGACACAAACACCAUGGAGAAAGGAGAGAGCAUUCGAUUCCGACCAAUCACAGCCGUUCAAGUUCAGCCAAUCAACAACCCGACGUUUGCACGAAUCAGCACUAAGAAGAUGCUGCAUUUCGGCCAAUCACUGUUUUGCAAAAAAAAGAUCUUUCUCGAUUGGUCGCAUUGAUCGCAUUUCUUCUCACCGAGGUAAAUGCUCGUGACGUAUCACGUGUCGCGGUCUUCCCUGCAGCCCUUUUAUAAUGUUGUUCUCAUUCGCUAAGGAAGCGAAGAAGCCCGAUGAUUACUGGGUAUUUACUCGUUGUUCGCUAGUUUCGUUACGCUCGUUGGACCAAAACCAUCGACUCCAGCGGCAGGUGACAGGGUAGUGAGAGCCAAAAUCCUCUUCGCCAAUCUCCUCGCCAGUGACGCGUUCGAAGCCCAGGGCAAACAGCUUUCCUUCGAACGUCGCAAUUUCUUCCAGAGUUGUUUCACGGAGCGGGUAUUCGGUUAGGAGAACUCCGUCUGGCCGAAGGAAACGGAGAAUGAGCGCGAUACAGAGCUCUGCGAAUUGAGUCUCGUACAGACAAUCGCUUACCAUGACGCGGUUGUAUUUGCGAACCGCCCAGGCCGGAGCAUCCUCGCCAUCAGUGGGCGGCGGAUUGGUCCAAUCCAGCACCUGGGCGCUUACAGAACCUCCGCGUUUCGCUAUAUGCUUCGCAUUUUGUUCAACGUUGUACCGGAGAUUGUCGACAAUGACCGGCAAAUCCGUACACACAACCUGCCAACCAAGCAUCGUCGCUGCACCAAUACCCAUGAGCCCGGUCCCCGCACCUAAUUCGAGAACACUGAUCGACGGAUCUGCAGGACCCCACCGAUACAAAUUGCGGGUCAGCAGGGGUGCAGAUCCCCACGUUUUAAACCCUAAACUCUCAUACGUCAAGCGGGGUUCACGAAUGACGAUCGUUUCCUCUGUGGGCAGCGUGAAAUUACGCGUCUUCGUGGGCGCUGACAUGCGUCCACUACGUUCGGCGAUACGCGCCGACAUUUCCAUCAUCACGUCCUCCCGCUCGUCCAUGUCGUCUAACCACUCCAAGUUGGCCGCCAUGAGCCGGAUCAUCCAGUCGAGCACACGCUUCUCCUCGUGAUGCGAAAGCUCCCAGACGUGUUCCCCCGUUGGAAUCUUGGCCAACGCUGCCUUGAUCUCGUUAUACGAAGGCCGUGUCUGCACCGACGGCAGCUCCAUAGUCAACACGUUCGUGGUGGUGUGCAGCAGGCGGUUUUGCACUACAACGCCCGGGAGUCCCGCGGCCGAUCCCUCCUUCCGCGGCAGACACCCCCACAUUACACCACUAUGCAACCCACUUCCCCACACAGCUUCACACAUGACUCUGACUAGAACUCUAUUACUUGAGGGCCAUUUGCUUGAGCUUCUGUUUGACGAUCUUCUGCUCCUCGAUGAGGAAGGCACGCACAAUGCGGUCUUUGACUGCGUUUGCGCUCAGGCAACCACCGUAAGCACGUUGGACAGUCUUUUGACGGCGGGAAAGACGAGCAAACUCGCGAGGACGCAUGGCAGGGAUGCCCUGCAAGACAACACCAGUGUCACCGCAACGAGGAAUCUUGCCCUGCUUCUUGAUGUGCAGGCUGCGAAUUUGGUUGCCAGGAGUCUUGAUGACUCUCGUCUUGUUGCUGCGCGUGUUGUACGCAAGACGACGGCGGUAAGUAACUCUUUGUGCCAUAAUUACAAAACGGAAUGUACUCAACAGAAAGGAAAACUCGCUUCAAACGGUGUCAGAGCAAACAGAGCUGCUUGGUAUCUUCUCAAGGAGCAAUCGUCGUCGUCCGCUAAAGGCACCAGCUACCGCCCAGGUGUCCGCUUGUGUAUGUAUGUUCGGUUGUGCCUGUGACUGCUGCUUUUGUUUCGCCUACGACGCCAUCCCACGUGCAACGUUAUUCUAACCGAGAGAAGCCGAACAAACGUUAAUUUAAGCUUAUUUUACGUUACCAAUGAUGUUCGUUGAUCGCUUUCGGCGUCCACUCCUUCGAUUCUCACUAAUACCCCCUGUGACCCCCGCUUCCUGCUUCCAACUGCGCUUUCUUAUGCCGUGCCACGUAUCGGCUCCGCUCCAACUAAAUAGCGCAUCCGUGACGUCAUCUACUUGCGCAGUUUGAGUCUGGCUUGCCCUUUAAGGAGCUUCAAACGACCCAACGAACCUGCCAACUAACAACACCUCAACCGGUCGUCUGCAACCUCAGUUUUUUCAUUUUACGAAGGAAGAAGCCUUCUU